AUGCUCAUCCAACUUCGCGCCGUCCCCGUGGAUCCCGGGGAGGAGACGGAAACUGGCCAGCCUCUGCAACUGCAUAACCAGGAUGGCCAUGCUCCAGAGCCUCAGCUCUUGCUGUCCACUGCAACAGCAUUCCCCUCCAUCUCCCCAUGA
Molecule: messenger RNA, 150 nt
Organism: Sparassis crispa
Lineage: Eukaryota; Fungi; Basidiomycota; Agaricomycetes; Polyporales; Sparassidaceae
Exons: 1
Coding region: 1-150 (49 amino acids)
Source: RefSeq, a predicted model, not a curated record